Messenger RNA from Brassica napus (rape), 2907 nucleotides. RefSeq names its product RING-H2 finger protein ATL54-like. Bases 1765 to 2730 code for a protein of 321 amino acids. NCBI's taxonomy places the organism in Eukaryota, Viridiplantae, Streptophyta, Magnoliopsida, Brassicales, Brassicaceae. Gene Ontology annotation, biological process: protein ubiquitination. The record is from RefSeq and is a predicted model, not a curated record. The transcript has a single exon.
UAACAAAAGAAAGUGGAUACGUGACCAUGUCUUCGAGUCCUAGACCUUGAUAUAUUUAAAAUGUUUGCUCUACUAUAGCUGAUUUCUUAUAACAUUGUGUAACUAAUAUUCAGUUAGUAUGACAAGAUACACAAAGGACUUUUCUCUUUUCAAAAUCAGUUCUAUGCAAAACGUGUAAUUUUCUUGAAAAAAUGUGUAACAAUGCUUCAGUCAUACUAAAUCUAAAAUCUAAGUUACUAAAAAGGUGGUAGUUUGUUUGAAAAACAAAACAUUUCUCACCAGAAAGCUGCAAGAUAAAGCAUGUAUGUGAUAUGAUAGAGACCCUGCAACUAGUUCAUCAGACUGCCCUCAUAAAAAUAAUUUAUCAACCAGACCAUAAUUCAUGAUUCGUCUUCGGCUUUUGACAGAACACUCAAUAUUUUUUUUUAGCAGAUUCAUAUAGGCCUCUUUAUCUUUUCUUUUUCUGACAGCAGAUAGUAGUAGACUAUAUGCCUGUUUAAACUGUGAGAAUGGUUUUAGUUUAGGCCCAUGAAAUUUCACAAGUUUGUUUGAAUUGUUAAGAAUAUAAAGAAGCUUCCUGAAAAUAAAAGAAUUUUCAUUACACAAAGGAAGACUUGAGAGGGGAAUACAAAGGGUAUUUUCGAAAAAACCAAGUUGUUAAUAUUGACAGCAAGCCAAAUCUUAGUAAAAUAUUUAGUUUUGUUUCUAAGAUCUUCCUAAAACGAGGCCUAAGUUGUAAUCUACAACUCACGCAUUUGUGUUUUCAGAAUUAAAUUCACUCCAUGCCAGUCUGUUGUUCUGAUGGGGCGUGGAAUGAGGCUUCUAACUGCGGAGGAAUGGGAUGGACCCUUGUCACCGCUGAAGGAUCUUGGCCUUCUAUUGGCUCUUCUGGCCGCUCUCAUGUCAUCUCAGCCCUUGUUGCGGAAGCUCUAGCUAUGCGAGAUGCUCUUCGAUCAGCCCUGACAAUGAACCAUUCCAACCUUCUUCUCUGCUCAGACUCACAUGUCUUGAUCUCUACCCUCGUGUCGGGCCUGAUCCUUUAAAUUUAUGUCUCGUACUGCAUGCAAUGCAAAUGUUGGAGCAGAUGCUUUGACAAAAGCAGCUCUUGCUAGUUUUAUGUUUGAUCUUUUGUUAAACGAAGACCUUGUUAACGUUUGAUAGGCUAUAUAAAAGACCUUGUCCAGAAAAAAAAAAUGAGCAACGACACAAAUCAUUCUCAAUAUUUUGUAACAGAAAUAAAACUCCACGGUUCAAAGUAUUCAAAUCAUAUCUAGUUUGUGUUACCUGCUAUAUACAUCACGUUGUGUCACUACUAAUCUGUGAUAUUAAAGAAAAUAAUUCAGAUCUAACAUUUAUAUAAAGUAAUAUUUUUCUCUAUCGCAGUCGCAAAAUAUUAUACUAAACUACAUUCAUAUAUUAUAAUCUACCGAAGGCCAAAAAAAGGGAUAAAAUUUAAUUAAAUCUCCGAAAACCAAAGAGUCAAAAGCCAUCAAAGGUAAAAUAUGGCUUUCAUGACUAAGACUCUCCACCCAGGCACCCAUUAAACAAUUAGACGAUGCUUCAAUUUGGCAAAAGAACAAGUCUAAAACCAAAGAUCAAAAGAAGUUUUCAUCUUUCAUUCUCUUGAAUGAGAAAGAAACCCAAAAAUAAUCUCAAAACUUCUUUCACAUUAUAGUUCAGUUAAACAUUUGCCCUAACAAAUCUCUUUUGAUCUCAAUUCCUUGUAACCCAAGCAACCAAUACCCUUUCUCUUAGUGUUCUUUAAUGGCUAAGAAGAGACAUAGAAAGCUCUUCUCUAUGUUAGCAUCAGAGACUAACAAGACAUUAGAUUGCUCACUAGGAAUCUGCGACCCGAUUUGCCCUUAUAAUUGCUAUCAAGAACCUGAUUACUACACCCUAUCUCCAUGGUCAUCUCCACAGCCAAGCAAAGCUCCAUCUCCAUCAAUCUAUCAACCCUCUCAAGACCCUUCUUCUUCCACAGAAGCCAUAACCAUCAUCACUGUUACAGGUGCGGCCUUAGCCAUCCUUCUCACAGGAUUCUUUCUUGUAGCUAAAUACGUCACAGAGAGCGUUAACCGAUCCCUCCGCGAAAGACACCAGUCCCAGAGAGAUCUUGGUGACGACACAUCUGAUGAAGAGUUUCAAGAUAGGGAACAAGUGGAUCAUCCAAUAUGGUUGAUCAGAACAACAGGUCUUCAACAAUCGACCAUUAACUCGAUAACGAUAUGUACUUACAAGAGAGGAGAUGGGUUGAUCGAGAGAACAGAUUGUCCUGUUUGUCUAAACGAGUUUCAAGAAGACGAAAGUCUUAGGUUGUUGCCUAAAUGUAACCACGCUUUUCACAUCUCUUGUAUCGACACUUGGCUUAGGUCACACACCAACUGUCCUCUGUGUCGAGCUGGUAUAGCGAUUAUUAGUCCACCGUACGCUGGUCCGGUCGAUGUAGCUCCCGGAGGGUCAGGAUCUCGUUUGGAGAACGAUGGAGUUGGAUCCGAAACAGAGACGGACGAGCAAGUUAGGGUUUUGGAGGAGUGUACUAUUGAUUCACUUACGUGUGCAAAAAGCCACAAGGGAAGUAUAGAAUUUCCGGGAGAUGCUAGCGAGAAUGAGAGUCAGAACGCUACCAGACAAGAGAACAGAGACAUCGGGGAUGAAGCAAGCUGCUCGGAAGCUCGAGCUUCGAUGUCAACAUGCUUCAAUACGAACAAGAGUUCGGUUUUUCCGCUGUAAGAAGUCUUCCUUCUACUACUAAGUACUAACUACUAAACCAUUUUUUGGAACGUAUUAAAAGGAGGAAAUUGCAAUACAGAAAUGUUUUUAUAAGUGUAUGUACAUGUAACUCCAAAUAGAAACGACAAUAAACUGUAUCUCUUUUUUCGGAAGUGUUUGCUUAUGUUUUUUUUUUUU